CUUUGUGUUUCAUUCUUUCUUGUGCUGAAGCUGCUUAACGUGGCAAAACUCUCUAGGAUAUAAGUCUCUAAUUGUUGUGGAUGUUCUUCUGUUCUUGUUGUAAUCGUUGUUGGUGCGCUUACUGAACUGCGGUUCUUGUUCUUAACACCGGAGGUGCUGAAUAUUUGUGAAAUAGGGACCAGAUCAUGGCUUUUGAGCCAUUACUUUGGUACUGUCGGCCGGUGGCAAAUGGGGUAUGGACCAAAGCAGUAGAUAGUGCUUUUAGCUCAUACACACCUUGUGCCAUUGAUACUCUAGUGAUCUCCAUUUCUCAUUUGGUUCUCCUUGGCCUUUGCUCUUACCGAGUAUGCCUGAUAAAGAAUAACUCCAAAGCUAAAAGGUUUCAGUUGAGGUCGAAUUACUAUAAUUAUAUGUUGGGGUUGUUGGCUGGUUAUUGCACUGCUGGGCCUUUAUUAAGGUUGGUGAUGGGCUUUUCAAUCUUUAAUCUGGAUGGACAGACAGGAUUUGCUCCUUUUGAGGUAAUUUCUUUGAUCAUCGAGGCUGUUGGUUGGUUCUCCAUGCUGAUAAUGAUUGGCUUAGAAACUAAAACAUACAUUCGACAAUUUCGGUGGUAUGUGCGGUUUGGAGUCAUUUAUGUUUUGGUAGGCGAUGCCGUGCUGCUCAAUCUUAUUCUUUCUGUGAGCAGUUACUACAAUAGAUCUGCUUUGUAUUUGUACAUCAGUACAGUUUGCUGCCAGGUUCUAUUUGGAAUUCUUCUUGUUGUUUAUGUCCCAAAUCUGGAUCCUUAUCCGGGUUACGUUCUGAUGCAAGCUGAGUCUCUUCAUGAUGUCGAAUACGAAGCACUUCCUGGAGAAGAGAAAAUUUGUCCUGAGAGGCAUGUCAAUAUAUUGUCAAGAAUAUAUUUUGGAUGGAUGACUCCACUCAUGCAGCAAGGUUACAGAAAACCCAUCAUAGAGAGGGAUGUUUGGAAGCUAGACACAUGGGAUCGUACUGAAACACUGAUUGAAAAGUUCCAGAGGUGUUGGAUUGAAGAAUCCCAAAAGCCCAAGCCACGGCUUUUAAGAGCCUUGAACAAUAGCCUCGGAGGAAGGUUUUGGCGGGGAGGUUUUUUCAAGAUUGGCAAUGAUCUUUCACAAUUCGUGGGGCCAAUUCUAUUGAAUCAUCUUUUAGAGUCAAUGCAACGAGGCGAUCCAGCUUGGAUUGGUUACAUAUAUGCCUUCUCAAUUUUCAUCGGGGUGUCACUAGGUGUGCUCUGCGAAUCUCAGUAUUUUCAGAAUGUUAUGCGUGUUGGUUUUCGGCUGAGGUCAACUUUGGUGGCUGCUGUAUUCCGCAAAUCUUUAAGAGUAACCCAUGAGAGUCGCAAGAAGUUCUCAUCUGGAAAGAUAACCAAUAUGAUGACAACUGAUGCCAAUGCACUUCAGCAAAUAUGUCAACAACUCCAUGGAUUGUGGUCAGCUCCAUUUCGAAUCAUCAUAGCUAUGGUCCUUCUUUAUCAGCAACUAGGUGUUGCUUCACUUCUUGGAUCACUAAUGCUCGUUUUCAUGGUCCCAAUACAGACCUGUGUGCUUAGCAAAAUGCGGAAACUAACCAAGGAAGGACUACAGUGGACUGACAAGAGAGUGGGCCUCAUGAAUGAGAUUUUGGCAGCUAUGGACACUGUGAAAUGUUAUGCAUGGGAGACAAGCUUCCAAUCUAGAGUUCAAAGAAUUAGGGAUGAUGAGCUGUCGUGGUUCCGCAAAGCCCAAUUACUAUCUGCUUUCAACAGUUUUAUACUGAACAGCAUCCCAGUUGUUGUAACAGUGACCUCUUUUGGGUUGUUCACUUUGCUUGGUGGGCAUUUGACCCCAGCACGGGCAUUUACCUCACUUUCUCUGUUUUCAGUAUUGCGGUUUCCUUUGAACAUGCUUCCUAACUUAUUAAGUCAGGUUGUAAAUGCUAACGUAUCAUUGCAACGCUUGGAGGAAUUGUUUUUAGCUGAGGAGCGAGUUCUAAUACCAAAUCCACCUCUUGAACCAGUUCUUCCUGCUAUCUCUAUUAAGGAUGGGUACUUUUCGUGGGAUUCAAAGGCAGAUAAGCCCACAUUAUCAAAUAUCAAUUUGGACAUAGCAGUUGGCAGUUUAGUUGCAGUUGUUGGUGGUACCGGAGAAGGCAAGACAUCAAUAAUAUCGGCAAUGCUUGGGGAGCUACCUUCUGUGGGAGAUUCAAGCAUCGUAAUCAGAGGAACUGUUGCCUAUGUACCUCAAGUUUCAUGGAUUUUCAAUGCGACUCUACGUGAGAAUAUAUUAUUUGGCUCAGAAUUUGAACCCGGACGGUACUGGAAAUCUAUUGACGUGACGGCAUUACAGCAUGAUCUCGACUUACUUCCUGGCUAUGAUUACACAGAAAUUGGUGAAAGAGGAGUGAACCUCAGUGGUGGGCAAAAGCAGAGAGUUUCCAUGGCUAGGGCUGUAUAUUCUAAUUCAGAUGUAUACAUAUUCGAUGAUCCAUUAAGUGCUCUUGAUGCACAUGUUGCUCGACAGGUUUUUAAUAGCUGUGUAAAGGAAGAGCUGCAGGGGAAAACCCGGGUUCUUGUCACCAACCAGCUACAUUUUCUCCCCCAGGUGGAUAGGAUUAUUUUGGUGUCUGAAGGCAUGGUCAAAGAGGAUGGAACCUUUGAGGAGUUGUCGAAAAAUGGAGUUCUAUUCCAGAAACUAAUGGAGAAUGCUGGAGAAAUGGAAGAACAAGAGGCGGAAAAGGAAGAUGGAAUAAAAUACGAUCAGAAAAGCUCUAAACCAGCUUCCAGUGGACUAGAGAAUGAUCUUAAAAAAGAUACAAGCUGUAAUAAGAAAGGUAAAGGACAGAAAUCUGUGCUUAUCAAACAAGAAGAAAGAGAAACGGGUGUUGUCAGCUGGGGCAUUUUGAUGAGGUACAAAAAUGCACUAGGAGGCCUAUGGGUAGUUAUGAUUCUCUUCAUCUGCUAUAUAUUAACAGAAGUUCUUCGUGUUUUAAGUAGCACAUGGUUAAGUGUUUGGACCAAUCAAAGCACUUCCGAGAGUUACAAACCUGGCUAUUACAUUCUUAUUUAUGCCCUUCUUUCAUUUGGCCAGGUAGCUGUGACACUUGGAAACUCUUUUUGGCUGAUCAUUUCAAGUCUUCGUGCUGCUAAAAGAUUGCAUGAUUCUAUGCUACAUUCUGUUCUUAGAGCUCCAAUGAUAUUCUUCCACACUAAUCCAAUUGGACGGAUAAUCAAUAGGUUUGCAAAGGAUCUGGGUGAUAUAGAUCGCAAUGUUGCCAAUUUUGUGAAUAUGUUUCUGGGCCAAGUAUGGCAGCUUCUUUCAACUUUUGUUCUGAUUGGCACCGUAAGCACGAUAUCCCUGUGGUCCAUAAUGCCGCUUCUGAUCUUGUUUUAUGCAGCAUAUCUGUACUAUCAGAGCACAUCCCGUGAAGUGAAACGCUUGGAUUCCAUUACCAGAUCCCCUGUUUAUGCACAAUUUGGAGAAGCAUUAAAUGGUUUGUCAACCAUUCGUGCAUAUAAAGCAUAUGACAGGAUGGCCAACAUUAAUGGGAAGUCAAUGGAUAAUAAUAUCAGAUUCACUCUUGCAAAUAUUAGUUCAAAUCGUUGGCUCACCAUAAGGUUGGAAACAUUAGGAGGCAUCAUGAUUUGGUUGAUAGCAACCUUUGCUGUCUUACAGAAUGCAAGAGAGGAAAACCAGGUGGCUUUUGCUUCUGUGAUGGGUCUACUUCUCAGUUAUACAUUAAAUAUAACAAAUCUAUUGAGUGGCGUUCUGAGACAAGCAAGUAGAGCUGAAAAUAGCUUAAAUUCUGUUGAGCGUGUUGGCACAUAUAUUGAUUUGCCUUCUGAAGCCCCAACUAUCAUUGAGACCAACCGUCCCCCACCUGGUUGGCCUUCAUCAGGAUUGAUUAAAUUUGAGGAUGUUUUCAUGCGCUACAGGCCUGAACUUCCUCCAGUCUUACAUGGAUUGUCCUUUACAGUUCCUCCAAGUGAAAAGCUAGGAAUAGUUGGAAGAACAGGUGCAGGGAAAUCUAGCAUGAUUAAUGCACUAUUUCGGAUUGUAGAAAUGGAAAGAGGGAGAAUCUUGAUUGAUGGCUGUGACAUUGCUAAGUUUGGACUAACAGAUUUGCGGAAAGUUCUUGGAAUCAUUCCACAAUCACCGGUUCUAUUCUCAGGAACCGUGCGAUUAAAUCUUGAUCCUUUCAGUGAGCACAGUGAUGCUGACCUUUGGGAGGCUUUAGAAAGGGCACAUCUAAAGGAUGUUAUCAGGAGGAAUUCUUUAGGUCUUGAUGCUGAGGUCUCAGAGGGAGGAGAAAACUUCAGCGUUGGACAAAGGCAGCUGCUAAGUCUUGCUAGAGCAUUGUUGCGAAGAUCAAGAAUUCUAGUUCUUGAUGAAGCAACUGCAGCUGUUGAUGUUAGAACUGAUGCACUUAUUCAGAAAACCAUUCGUGAAGAAUUCAAAUCCUGCACAAUGCUCAUUAUUGCUCACAGGCUAAAUACUAUCAUCGACUCCGACCGAAUUCUUCUUCUUGAUGCUGGUCAGGUUUUAGAAUAUGAUACACCAGAGGACCUUCUAUUGAAUGAUGGAAGCGCAUUCUCCAGGAUGGUCCAAAGUACAGGCCCUGCAAAUGCACAGUAUUUACGUAGCUUAGUACUGGGAACUGGUAAAGAAGACAAGUCCAGCAGUGAAGAAAGCAAGCAACUAGAUGGCCAGAGGAGACGGCUGGCCUCUUCCCGCUGGGCUGCUGCUGCUCAGUUUGCCUUAGCUGCCAGCCUCACUUCUGCAUGGGACGAUCUUCAGAGGUCAAACUUUGAAGACAUCAACAACAUACUCAUGCAAACAAAGGAUGCAGUUAUAACACUGGAGGGAGUUUUGGCGGGGAGGCAUGACAGUAACAUAGAUGAGACGUUAAAUAUGUACCAUGUUUCCGCAGAUAGAUGGUGGUCUUCUCUCUACAAAGUUAUCGAAGGUCUCGCUGUGAUGAGCAGGUUAGCCAACAACAGGCAUCAACAAUUAGGAUGUGAUUUUGAAGACGGACCUUCUUUAGAUUGGGACCAUGUUGAAGCGUAGGACCAAUGUCAAUUCCUUACUUACAAUGUCUUGAUGCUUGAAAAAACAGGAAUCAGUAACGUAAAAGCUCCAACUUAUAAUCAUUUAUGUAAAAUAAAACAGCUGGUUCUGCUUUUUGUUAUGGAAAAGGAUAGCAUGUCCUUCAUUU
This is a messenger RNA of Juglans regia (Persian walnut), 5211 nucleotides long. RefSeq names its product ABC transporter C family member 12-like. The coding region runs from base 186 to 5063 and encodes 1625 amino acids. Gene Ontology annotation, molecular function: ATP hydrolysis activity; ATP binding; ABC-type transporter activity. Lineage: Eukaryota; Viridiplantae; Streptophyta; Magnoliopsida; Fagales; Juglandaceae. The record is from RefSeq and is a predicted model, not a curated record. The transcript has 28 exons. Gene Ontology annotation, cellular component: membrane. Gene Ontology annotation, biological process: transmembrane transport.